Molecule: messenger RNA, 1700 nt
Organism: Alosa sapidissima (American shad)
Lineage: Eukaryota; Metazoa; Chordata; Actinopteri; Clupeiformes; Clupeidae
Exons: 3
Coding region: 94-780 (228 amino acids)
Source: RefSeq, a predicted model, not a curated record
AAUAACAAUGAAGAGUUUGUUGCAGAAGACACAAUUGAAGAAGAAGUAGGAGAAGAUUGUGAUGCAUCUGAUGGUGAAGAGGAGGUGGAAUUCAUGGAUGUGGAAGCCAUUCUGGAGGAAGAUGAUGGGCUUCAGUAUCAGCUGCCGAAACAUCAUCGGUGUGCAUGCCACUUACUAAAUUUAGUUUCCACAGUCGAUGUUGAUCGGGCUAAUAAGACAGAAGCUUACAAGAAAUUGUCCAGAUCAGCCUUUUCUAAGUGUCAGGCACUCUGGAAUAAAGCAUCAAGGUCUCCUCAAAAUGCAGAACUUAUAGAGGAACACUGUAAGCUUCACUUGGUACAGCCUAAUUCAACUCGAUGGAACUCUUCUUUCAUGGCCAUGGAAUGUGUGGUCAGAAUCAUUAGAGACCAAGGAGAGGGAUCUGUGAGAACGGUCUGUGCUGCACUCAAUGUUCCAAUGUACAGCCCGGCUGACAUAGCCUUUUUAGGGGAAUAUGUCACCACCAUGAGUCCGGUUGCAAAGUCCUUAAACAUACUACAAGGAGAAGUCAACGUUCAGAUAGGCUGGCUGCUCCCGACAAUCACCACCCUCACAACCAAGCUGGAAAAGUCUAGACCGUCACUCAGAUUUUGCAAGCCACUUGUUGAUGCUCUUCUUGAAGGUUUGAGGAAGCGGUUUGAGAGCAUGAUGUUGGAGCCAGAGCUAAUUGCAGCAGCCAUUCUCGUUCCAAGGUUCAAAACCUCCUGGACCAGCAAUGACUGUCCUACAGCUUGGCCUUAGUUACAUCAAGGAACAUCUGCCAGAACACGAUGAAGGUCUUCGGUCUCCUGAUACCACAUCAACCUCUUCUGAUGAAGAUGACUUCUUUUCCAAUGUCAAGCAGACACAUUCCCAUGAGAUAAGUAAGCAACCUGAUGGAUACCUAGCCGCUACAGCUGAAGGAGUGAAUACACUGGCCCCCUAUCCAGCUGUGCGUAACCUCUCACUAAAGCUCAACACAGCCCUGCCAGCUUCAGCAGCGUGUGAAAGGCUUUUUAGCAUAGCAGGUUUGCUUUUCACUCCAAGAAGGGGAUCAAUUCAUUCACAGAAUUUUGAGAACCAACUUGAAAGUUGAACAAGGACUUCAUGACAUUUAAUUGAAUUGAAGUACAGUACACACAUACACACACACACACACACACGCACACAGAGUUGUCACACAUAGAUUGUGUGUGUGAGAACAGUGUUAUUCAGCUGAAAGUAUUUUCUCCUGCCUUUGCCUGUAUGUCAAUGUGAGGGGAAGGGGCUUAAAACUGUCACUCAAAUGAGCUGAAUUUUUUUUUCUUUGUACGCUGACCUAAACACAGCUGAUUAUCUUUAUCAUUAUUAUUUUCUCUUCUUUGCUCUAUGCUGCGUGUAUAACACGGUCAGGUUCAGAGUCAGAACAUUGCUAUAUUGCCUUCUUUGCUGGUUUAGGUUUAUUGAUUUGAGUGAUGGAAAAAACAGAAACUCACAUGUCGACACAAUUGUUAGCUGAUUUUUUUUUUUUCUGAUAUUACACAAUAAUGUAAGCUGAGCAUUUUCUUUGAUGUUCUGUUUAAGACAGUCAGGUUCAAAUGUGGGUACAAAAAAUCCAUUAAAACUCUAGCAGAGGUUUGUCAGAGUGUUGCCAUUGUGCUAUUGCCUUGUGGGCAAGUGAAAAAUGUUAAAUAAAACAACAU